AUUCCUUUAAUCCCAGCACUCAGGAGACAGCAGCAGGCAGAUCUCUGAAGUCAAGGCCAACCUGGUGUACAAAGUGAGUUCCAGGAUGGCCAGGGCUACACAGAGAAGCCCUGUCUCAAAAAAGCAAACAAACAAACAAACAAAAAUUAAAGAAAGAAACUACACCCGAGGCUGCCUGUUGACUCUGCCAAGCCAUCUGAACUCUUGCCUCCGUGUCUAAAAAGUUGGCACAGUUACAGUAUUGGUUUAAUAGAGUUUUAUGAUUCUGUGUGAUAAAGCCUGGAGUGUGCUUAUUAUACUAUGGGGCACUUAAAAACUUUUAAUAUAUGGUUAUUGUCCACAGGAGCAGGGUUUGUGUAUGUUUUUUAUUUUUUGUUUUUGUGCAUGUGCAUGUGUGGACUCACACGACAUACCAGGUCAGGAGACAAUUUGUAGUUAUUUCUUUCCCUUCAAGUAGGUUCCAGGGAUCCAGUUUGGAUCUCCAGGCUUGUGCUGCAAGUGUCCCACCGACCUGUCUUGUUUCCUUUCCAUUCUUCGUGUGUGUUUGUGCGUGUGCUUGUCGUAAGACCCCUGUGGAAGUGAGGCAACUUCAGGAGAGUCAACGUUUUCCUUCCACCAUAUAGGUCCCAUGGAUGGAACCCAGGGCAGGCAUGGCAGCAAGGGCCUUUAGCCACCUACCAAGGCAUCUCAUUCUCCUGCUUUGUGUCAAGGUCUUGCUGUGUUUCCCUAGCUGGUCUGGCCCAGCCCUCACUAGGUAGCUGAACUUGCCUCUACCUCCUAAUACAAGAGUGCACCAUCGUGCCUAGCUCAUACAAGUUCUGAAAAAUACAAGUAAUGUACAGUACUUGUAAAUGGACCAGAAUACAAUAAACACCAGCGAAUGGAUACUGGUGUUGUAGAAAUUAAGUAUGCUUACACACAUACACACACACACACACACACACACACACACACAUUUUUUUUUUAAGAGCAGUAUAACGUAGCUCUGGGGGCCUGGAACUCACAGAUUUCCCUGACUCUACCUUUUAAAUGCUGGGAUUAAAGGCGUGUGCCACAAUACCAACAUAUUUUUAUUUUUAAUUACGUGUAUAUAUGUGUGUGUUUGUGCGCGGAUCCCGUAGAAGCUGGAGUUAGUUGUAAGCCUGAGUCCUCUCUCUAGUCUUUAAAAAAGAAAUGUCAAAAAAGUUAAUGGUAAAGUCUUCACUAAAAUACUUCAAUUUCUCUGUAUAUGUGAAAGGGUUCCUAACCUAAAACUGGUGAAAAUUUAUUGUGGUGUGCUCCGGGGGCCGCCAUUUCUUUUGCGUUCUAACAUAAAAGCCACUCAGACGAUGAGCGAGAUCGUGGUGAACUGGGCACGGUCUCCGGACGGGAAGCUCUGCUCCUGGAAUGCCACCGAGGCCUGCUUGCGAAACGCCAAAACCUCGAGAGCGAGGCCGCGGGCCCAGCCAGGCAGCCUGCGGGGCAGGGCGGGCGCGGCCCUCGGCGGCAGGGCGGAGGCUGGCGGGGGCCAGGGCCGUCCCCGGCCAGCACGAGCUCGGGGCGCGCAGGACCUCCAGGAGGGCGGAAGCCCGAAGCGUCGGAUUUCAGAGCGGGGCGGGGAGUCGCCCGCGCGGCCCGCAGCCAGCCCACAGCCCUCGUCCCGAGCAGGCGCGCGCGCCAUGGGCCUCUCGGGCGGCGGGAGCGAGUGGAGGAUGCUGGGAAAGAGGUAACAUGGCCUCCGGCGGCGGCGGAGCAGAGGAGGGUCUACAGCGGGACCGGCUGCAGCUCCCGCUCCCCGCGCAGCCCACGGCCCGCGCCGAGGAGGCCGAGGGCGCCCGCGAGAAGAUGGGCUGGGCGCAGGUGGUGAAGAACCUGGCGGAGAAGAAGGGCGACUUCCGCGAGCCGCGGCGGCGCGACGAAACGGGCAGCGGUGAGAGUGGCGGGCGAGGCAGCCCCGCGGGCCUGGCCGCGCCGAACCCCGACGACUUCCCCCCUGCCGCCCGCGGGGACCCCAAGGGCCGCCGCAGAGAGCCUGCGGGCGAGGCGGCAGACGCUGGCGGCAAGAAGGGAGCGGGAGACGCGGGUCGAAGGAAGAAGGCCGAGGUGGCGGCGGCGGCGGCGGAGCAGGAGGAGGAGGAGGAGGAGGAGGCAGCGGCCAUGGCGACCCCCGCCAAGCCCGGCGCCACCGAAGACGCAGCUGCAGGGCGCCCACUCCAGGACGAGCCUCCAACCGCCGGGCCGGGCAAGGGCCGCUUCCUCGUGCGCAUCUGUUUCCAGGGAGACGAGAGUGCCUGUCCGACCCGGGAUUUCGUGGUGGGCGCGCUCAUCCUGCGCUCCAUCGGCAUGGACCCUGACGACAUCUACGCGGUCAUCCAGAUCCCCGGCAGCCGUGAGUUCGACGUGAGCUUCCGAUCCGCCGACAAGCUAGCCCUGUUUCUCCGCGUCUACGAGGAAAAGCGAGAGCUGGAGGACUGCUGGGAGAACUUUGUGGUGUUGGGGCGGAGCAGGUCCAGCUUGAAGACCCUCUUCAUCCUCUUCCGGAACGAGACGGUGGAUGUGGAGGACAUCGUGACCUGGCUCAAGCGCCACUGCGACGUGCUGGCCGUGCCCGUGAAAGUGACCGACAGGUUUGGGAUCUGGACCGGGGAGUACAAGUGCGAGAUCGAGCUGCGCCAGGGGGAGGGCGGAGUGAGGCACCUGCCCGGGGCCUUCUUCUUGGGAGCCGAGAGGGGCUACAGUUGGUACAAGGGGCAGCCCAAGACGUGCUUCAAAUGUGGUUCUCAGACCCACAUGAGCGGCACCUGCACGCAGGACAGGUGUUUCAGGUGCGGGGAAGAGGGGCACCUGAGCCCUUACUGCCGGAAGGUCAUCGUGUGCAACCUCUGUGGCAAGAGAGGACACGCCUUUGCCCAGUGUCCCAAAGCAGUUCACAAUAACGUGGCCGCUCAGCUCAACGGCGUGGCGGGGCACUGAACGCGCGUCUGCCCGCCGGGGUGAACACACAGCCAGCUUACCCUUAAGUGCCAGAACUUUUUUUUUAUUUCUAAAAGACCAUUUUUAUCUUUUUGGAAGGAGAUAUUUCUAAAACCUAACAGACAUUCUCUCUGUGCCUUUUUAAAACCAUGUGUGCCCCUUUUCAGCAUGUUUGAAAAGGACUGUUCAGAACUGUAGCGUGCAGAUAUGUCGCCUGUCCGUCCGUGCUCCCCCCCCCCUUUUUUUCUCCCGUUUUGAAUUUGUUUUGGUACUUGUCGACACCCUGUCCCCCUCUGUACUUUUUACUACCUCUCUCCUCAUCCAUGUCUCAUUAGAAGAUUUUUUGCCCUUUGGGCUGCCUUGCUCAUUUUUAUGCCUCAGUCCCGGGUACAGGGCCCAACGCGGGACAGGCGUUCGACCCAGUGUUCAUUGAAUCAAAAAUGUCGACUACCCUGUCAGGACUGCCUUCCUUGUGCAGCUCUCCGCUGGGCUCUUCUCCUUUGCUGCUUCUGUGUGAUAGGAAACUUUGUGAAAACAGUGUUGCUGGAAGUGUGUAAUCCGCAGAAGCUCUGAAAGGUGGCCAGGGGCCUCUCGUGGCACAAAAACCUAUCUCCUUUGUGACAGCUCCUUGUGGCUCAGAAGCCAUGUUUCUGUAGGAGCGUGGAGCCUAGACAGUUCUGCUGGGAAAGACCCAAGAGGUGGUUUUUCUUGGAUUUUCUUUGGGGGAGCUUGCUUUUUUGUGUGUUUUGAUUUGACACAGGGUCUCACUGUGUAGCCCUGACUGGUUUGGUACUGGCACCAUUCCUGGACCAGGCUGGCUUCAAACUUAAAGUGAUCCUCUCACCUCUGCCUCCCUGAAGGAUGUUUUAAAUUAACCCCUUGGUUUUCCAGCAGAUGAAAUGAUCCCGAAGUUAAAUGACUGGGUCAAAGUACACAGCGGUGUGGUGCCUCAGACUGUCCACAGUAGAGUCCACUGCCCCCAUGCCCGGUGCUCAUUCCACUACCUCUCACACUUCACAACAGCCUCCUCGACACUGGUGGGCCAAGGAAGUCUCUGCAGGGUGAUGGUCCCAGCAUGAAGCUGAGACACUGUCCCCUGAAAGAGCAGGAGAAGCCUGUCUUGCCACUUCUUAGUAAGGGAGCUAGGGAACGGCCCGGUGAACACACUGCAGGCUGCAAGCAUGCAUCAGUCCUUGGAGUGAGUUCCACAUCUUCAGUGUUCCACUGUCAAUGUCAGCAGUGAGAAAUGGUUCCCCUCAGGAAAGAACCUUGCCAGACGUUUACAUUUGCACCUCUGCCUCAUCUACUAGGAACCCUAGAGAAGCUCGAGAGAGCUCAUCCGAAACCUUUAACCUCUGACCCUCAGGAGAAAGGUGCUUUUAACCCAGAAUCAUGAGUGAGCUGUGAACUCGAAAAUGUUCUUGGGGAAACAGGCCAAGACAGAGGGCCAGCUGACUGUUACCAAGCUAAAGUGAAGACAGUCAGCUGCUUUUCUCAGUGUGUGUCUUCUCUUUGCUGUUUUGCUAUUUUCUUGUGGCUUAGAAUGUAAAACCAGUUGUUCAGAUUUGUUCUGAAUAAAUAUUUAUCUUUCGUA
This is a messenger RNA of Peromyscus californicus insignis, 4546 nucleotides long. RefSeq names its product zinc finger CCHC-type containing 3 (gene Zcchc3). Bases 1387 to 2952 code for a protein of 521 amino acids. NCBI's taxonomy places the organism in Eukaryota, Metazoa, Chordata, Mammalia, Rodentia, Cricetidae. Gene Ontology annotation, biological process: defense response to virus; positive regulation of RIG-I signaling pathway; detection of virus. Gene Ontology annotation, cellular component: cytoplasm. Gene Ontology annotation, molecular function: zinc ion binding; double-stranded DNA binding; RNA binding. The transcript has a single exon. The record is from RefSeq and is a predicted model, not a curated record.